Messenger RNA from Haliotis rufescens (red abalone), 4157 nucleotides. RefSeq lists its product as uncharacterized. Lineage: Eukaryota; Metazoa; Mollusca; Gastropoda; Lepetellida; Haliotidae. The coding region runs from base 8 to 952 and encodes 314 amino acids. The transcript has 6 exons. Gene Ontology annotation, molecular function: protein binding. The record is from RefSeq and is a predicted model, not a curated record.
CUUCAGCAUGGGGAGGUCAGUUGUAGUUGCUGUUCUGUGUGUCGUGGUGGUAGUGUCGGGCGCUGUUCAUGACGACACUCAAGUUUCGCAGCUGAGAGAAGAAGUCAAUAAACUGAAACGACGAGGUAUUAAAGCUGAUUUGAGGAAAAUAUCCAACCAGUUACGGGGAUUGGAAAGCAUGUUGAGGCGUGUGGAAAGAGGUGUUGCAGAACAAAAGGUUUGUCUCCGUGACCAAGGUGACUCAAUUCAAAAUAUCAUGAACCACUGCUGCGUCGGAGACAGAACUUCUGGUUCAACGGAAUCGCCCUCUGAAAACGUCAUUUCCACUACUGAAGCUCCCGACCAGCAACUGUCACCAACUGUAGUCGUCGUUGUCGGGACAACGCGCACGACGAUUGAGCUGGUGAUGACACCCUCUUCUAACUAUGGGGACCGAGAGGUCACAUGGUAUCAAGUUCGGCAUAAUACUUCCGGUUACGAUGUCGUCUACUCUGUUGUUGGUAGUCAAACGGACAUUCGUCAUUUUGUGGUGACGGGUUUGGUGCCCAACACGCAAUACACUUUUCAAGUGACUGCAUGGUACAGCGCUAACGACGGAGAGAUUGCAAACGUCACAGCAAAAACACUGCGUGGGACCGUCCCGUCAGCUCCAGUCGUCAACAUUGGUGAACUCACAAACAACUCUGUGGAGUUGCUGAUGUCCAAGCCAGCAUCUGAUGAAGACGUGGACGUCGAUUCCUAUGUUAUUGUUUAUCCACGUAUGACAAAUGAGCAUCGCUUCAACGUAAAAAUCACGCCACCUGUCACCAGAUUUUGGGUCAACAGUACGUGGCCACAGACUAUUCAGGUUCAAGCAGCAGCUGGUAGGGAGACUGGACCAGAAGUGCUUGUUCUUGCUUCUCCUUUAUCGGACCGGUUCGUGUCUUUGGUGACACGCGGGAUGACCACCUAACUGAACAUCGCAGAAGGCUGAUUAAAAACUUGGAGGUGUUAGAAAUUGAGAUCUGAUUAAAUCGAUGACCGAUUUUUAGUUCUUCAGUCUGUUUGCGAAUGACAUAACCCUUAUUGUCUUCAUUGUUAAAAACUGGGGAUUUUUGUUGACAUGAAAAAUGGCAUGGUGUCUGCCCCUUGGAAUUUGUCAUUUACAAAACAAUUAAAUUGGAGUGAACAUGUGUCCAACGUAUCGCUACAGGCAAAGAAGAUAUUGUUCUGUUUUGAAACGUAUAUUUACAUGUAUUUUGAGAUUUACUACACGAAAGUUGGCCCAUAUUACAUGGAGCUGAGAUUUAGGGCUUGGAUAUAUGCAAAGAAGUGAUGUAUUUAUGUUCGUGAAAAAUUGUAAAUAUGCCUGAAUCUCGUUACCCUCUUGAAGCUGCCAAUGGUAAAUGUAAUUUGGGAUCUAAAAUGAAGUUGCUUUUGUAUAAGUUUGGUUUGGGGCCGAGCAUUCAGUCUGUGAAUAAAACGUAAACAAGCUGAUUAAAGGAAAGAUAAAACAAACAUUUAGAUUCAGAGUCCUUACUCUUAUCCUCAGCUCAAUGAAAGUUUCAAUUAACUCACCGCCUAUUUUCAUAUACUUUUGUUGCGAUCCAGUAUUUCCAGCCGAUUGAUAACCAGAAGUAUUCAAUAUCAUCGUUAUUAUGGGGCUACCGGCUCAUGCGUUAGAAGAUAGUUUUUAAGGGUGCCAUGAAAAUUUGACCUGUUUAUACAGUUAAUAGUAUUAUGUAUGGGAACGGUACCUACCUCUCGAGUCUUGAAAUAUCGGUUGUGUAGGACGAGUGAUUGAGACGGGCGCCUCGUCCGUUGAUUUUUGCCAUCACAAGGGAUAAAUAUGUCAAAUCAUCUGUCAAGGAUCUUUUUAAUUGUAUUACAUCCCAUUUAAUUAUGUUUUUUUUUAAAGAAAUAGAAUUGUGAAAUAAAUGCUUGAACAUAUUAUUUGUAAUUAAGAAAUGAUCUAUUUAGACUUGGUAGAAGGAAACUUGGAUUGUUAGUGGAUGUACCUUGAUGGGUGUUGAAGUGAUGUAAAAUAAUUGUCCCAGAGAGGGUAUGUAAGACCACGUCAUUCGGAGUAUUUUUUUCCUGCCACAUUUUUAAUCGUAGAAUAUGUCUUCAUUUAACUUUGGCUAAAUUUAACAAAAAUCGCCAACACCUGAAGGGAUGAUGUAAAUCCGGCUGGGGUCCAUUCAGGUAGCAAAGGUACUUAAAGUCCCAUGGAAACUAGCAUGGUGAUCUACCUUCAGCUGCUGGCGAUCUAUAGCCCUAUUUUAUUAUGUAUUGUUACAUAUGGUGAUGCUAGUAUGCAUCGUUUUAAUCUUAAUAUGUUUUCUUAAACAUAUAACUUCUCGUCACGAUAUGGCUGAAAUAUUGCCGAUGUGACGUUAAAUAUUAACUCACUCAGUUGUAGCCUGUUGAACAGUAUCGUACACUGCAGUCCCUUGGCGGAGAACCGUAUUCCCAUGCACACAUGAGCUUUCCAGUGACCCCGAUAUCGUUAGAUGUAGAUAUGAAACGUGCGAACAAUAUCCACGAUAAAACGCAAAGUGACAACCAAAGUUCCUGUGUCGGUACUCUUACAGAUGUACCGUCGAACACAAUAGGAUGCUUAACUCUGAAGGAUGAAAGGAAUUAGUUCGGAUGCUCUGGGACUAUCCUGUUACCAUAAAUUAAUCAAUGUCUGACAAACUUGAGCACAAAGGAAUGUUUUUUUGUUUUAGGUUGCGGCGGGCCGCAUUGGUUUGACCGACGGUGGUAGUUUGGUUGUGGUGGUGAAGGCCAAUGGUAGCGAUUUGUAUUCGGCAGGAAGAAGGGUGGUGGUCGUGGCAGGAUGAAGGGUGGUGGUCGUGGCAGGAUGAAGGGUGAUGGUGGUUGACAGCGGUAGCGAUAUGUCGUGGGCGGAAGUAGGAUGGUGGUUAACAGCGGUAGCGAGAUGUCGUGGGCGGAAGUAGGAUGGUGGUUGACAGCGGUAGCGAGAUGUCGUGGGCGGAAGUAGGAUGGUGGUUGACAGCGGUAGCGAGAUGUCGUGGGCGGAAGUAGGACGGUGGUUAACAGCGGUAGCGAGAUGUCGUGGGCGGAAGUAGGACGAUGGUUAACAGCGGUAGCGAGAUGUCAUGGGCGGAAGUAGGACGGUGGUUAACAGCGGUAGCGAGAUGUCGUGGGCGGAAGUAGGAUGGUGGUUGACAGCGGUAGCGAGAUGUCGUGGGCGGAAGUAGGACGGUGGUUAACAGCGGUAGCGAGAUGUCGUGGGCGGAAGUAGGACGGUGGUUAACAGCGGUAGCGAGAUGUCGUGGGCGGAAGUAGGAUGGUGGUUGACAGCGGUAGCGAGAUGUCGUGGGCGGAAGUAGGACGGUGGUUAACAGCGGUAGCGAGAUGUCGUGGGCGGAAGUAGGACGGUGGUUGACAGCGGUAGCGAGAUGUCGUGGGCGGAAGUAGGACGGUGGUUAACAGCGGUAGCGAGAUGUCGUGGGCGGAAGUAGGACGGUGGUUAACAGCGGUAGCGAGAUGUCGUGGGCGGAAGUAGGAUGGUGGUUGACAGCGGUAGCGAGAUGUCGUGGGCGGAAGUAGGGUGAUAAUCGUGGCCAGUGUUAAUGUCAUUAGUAAUCAUAAGUAGUAUAGAUUAAGAUCGCUCAUUAAUAGUUUUUGCAGUGAACCGUUCUCGGUUAGGCGUGUGCCCAGCUUUACAAUCUUCUGUAGCGUAAAGCAAAAGGGUUGAAGGAUUAACAAACUUUGAUGAUAUAUAUCUCCUGAGGAUAUUUUUUUCUAUUCGGAACUUUUCACAUUCGCUAAAAUCAUUCGAUGUGACCUGAGAUAUGUUGCUUCACUGAUAAGCCGUCGGUUGUGUUGUAAGAAAGUCAAUUGGCUGAUGGGAAUGGCAGAAACCUACGAUUCUUCCCGGUUUGGUAAUAGUCGACCUGCCACAUCACGCCGACUGGAAUUUGUAUUUUAGUGAAGAAAAAAAUCUUUAAAAAAUCUUAUGAACGAUAUCGAACAAGGUAUUGGUGGUAGUCUGUUAUUUUGUGGUUUGAUGGGUUUUUUAAUCUUUCUGAUUUUGCACAUUUCAUUACACACCGAUAUUUUGUGGUAAGGUCACAUGUCUUCUGUGCGUAUCUUGUGAACUUUGGGCCCGGUGACAUCAGUGUAACACGAUGUUAAAUGCAUGUUGA